AUGAACACCAUAAGGUGCAUCUUAAUUUCCCUUGUGGUUUUCACCACAACGGCCGCUUGCGCUGCGUCAGACGACGAGGUAUGGAAGCAACGCGCGGAGGAAGCCAAACUAGCCGCUCGCCGAGCCUACCAACCCGACCCGUUGCUCGUCUCGAAUAAUCUCAACAAGCAUAUUCAAAGGUCUAUAUUGGAAGGCAACUACACCUCAAGGAGAGCACUAUCCGGGAUUUCCACCGUUGGAUGCCAAGCCACAAACCCCAUCGACCAAUGUUGGCGGUGCCAGAGGAAUUGGGCCAAGAACCGUCGGAGACUGGCCGACUGCGCCCUAGGGUUCGGCCGCCACACCACCGGAGGCAAGGCAGGCCGCACUUACGUUGUGACCGACCCUUCCGACAACGACCUCCUCAACCCUAAGAAGGGUACCUUGAGGCACGCGGUCAUCCAACCGGAGCCCCUGUGGAUCGUGUUCGCCCGUAGCAUGGUCAUCCGUCUCUCGCAGGAGCUCAUCAUGACUAGCAACAAGACGAUCGACGGGCGUGGAGCCCAGGUGCACAUCACGGGCGGGGCCGGCCUCACGCUACAAUUCAUACACAACGUCAUCAUACACAACAUACGGAUCCACGACAUCAAGUCGGGCAACGGGGGAUUAAUCCGGGACUCAAUUGACCACUAUGGGUAUCGAUCGAGGAGCGAUGGGGACGGCAUAUCUAUGUUCGGGGCCACCAACAUAUGGAUCGAUCACGUGUCACUAUCAAAAUGCACCGAUGGCUUGAUCGACGCAAUCGAAGCCUCCACAGCCAUCACGGUUUCCAAUUGCCAUUUUGCGCAACACAACGAGGUUAUGUUGUUCGGAGCUAGCGACAGCUACUCGGAUGACCAAAUCAUGCAAAUAACCCUAGCGUUCAACCAUUUCGGAAAGGGGCUCGUGCAGAGGAUGCCUCGGGUGAGGUGGGGCUUCGUGCACGUGGUCAACAACGACUACACUCGGUGGCUCAUGUACGCCAUCGGUGGUAGCCAACACCCGAACAUACUUAGCCAGGGCAACAGUUUCACGGCCCCCGACAAUGCAUUUGCCAAAGAGGUUACGAAGAGAGAUUAUGCGCCCGAGAGCGUAUGGAAGAAUUGGGCUUGGAAAUCGGAGGGAGAUGUGAUGAAAAAUGGGGCGUUUUUCGUAGAAUCUGGCGACCGAAGCCACAAAUUCGCACAAGGCGGGGAUAUGAUCCCACCUAAGCCCGGGAGCUUUGUGCCUUUGCUCACCAAAUUCGCAGGCCCUUUGCAUUGUGUCCCCAGAAAACCUUGUUAA
This is a messenger RNA of Striga hermonthica, 1302 nucleotides long. The record is from the annotation of a GenBank genome assembly. NCBI's taxonomy places the organism in Eukaryota, Viridiplantae, Streptophyta, Magnoliopsida, Lamiales, Orobanchaceae.